AAAUAUUCAAUGUACUCUAUGAUUAAUGUCAAUCCGCGGUUGAUUCAAUUUUAUGAGUGCAGGAUAUUUUAAUUUUUAUUUUAUUAAAUCUCGUUAAAAUAUGUACACAAGCGUCACAAGUUGUUUGAAGUUCACUCUAUGAGUGUUUUGCAUUAUUUAAUGUGAUUCGUGCUGCACUGUGAACAUUAAGUGAAUUUUUUGUUUGACAGUGUAAAAAAUAACCUUGCAAACAAAGUUGAAAAAGUGUUCAAUGUAAACCAGUGUACAUAUAUAUAAAAAAAAAGUUUGAUCAUUGUUCUACGCUUUCGUCGUUCUUAUAUAACAAGAAGGUCAGUUAAAGUUUUUAUAUAAAAUAGAAAAGAUAGAGUUAAUCAAUAAAUGAUCAAAAAUGUUAAACACAUGCAUAAGAAGUUAUAAAAUGCUUGAUAUCAAAAGUAUAAUGAAAUAUGCUUCAAAGAGGUAUAUAAAUAAUUCUAUAUGGAUAAAAACCUGUCCAUGUGGCAAUAUGUAUUUUAAAAACCAAAGAUUAUUUGAAAAUAGAUUAUUUCUUAAGAACAUAAGAGUCCAUUCUACACAAAGCGACCACCAUAGACAAAAAGUUGUUAUGGAGACAUCUACACCAAAAAUAGUCAUAGAGAAAAUUGAAAUUGAGAAAUUGGCACACAAUAAAAGUAUAAACAGGAGUUUAUCAAAGUUUUGGAGGAAAAAUGUUGAUCCAUAUAUCAAAUUGUCAAGAUGGGAUAAACCUAUAGGCGUGUACCUCCUCUACUGGCCGUGCUCAUGGUCCAUCGCGCUGGGCUCCCUGCCCGGCAAUGUUCCACUCAGCACCAGCCUUCACACUGCAGCGCUGUUCCUGGCAGGUGCCGGCCUUAUGCGCGGCGCUGGGUGCACCAUCAACGACCUGUGGGACAGAGACAUUGACGCCAAGGUAGAAAGAACAAAAAACAGGCCCUUAGUAUCAGGAGCUAUUACAGAGAGGCAGGCAGUUGGUUUCCUCGCUGUGCAGUUGAGCCUCGGCCUGGCUGUGCUGUUGCAGUUGAACUGCUACAGCGUGCUGCUGGGAGCAAGUAGCAUGAUUCUAGUCAUCACGUACCCGCUAGCGAAGAGAUUCACAAACUACCCGCAAAUAUUUCUGGGAGCCACUUUCAACUGGGGAGCCUUGCUCGGCUACUCGGCUAUACAGGGCUACAUCGAGCCGACUAUAUGCGUGCCGCUGUAUCUGUCAGCUUUAUCCUGGACCGUGCUGUACGAUACUAUAUACGCGCAUCAAGACAAGCGCGACGACGCUCGGUUAGGCAUCAAGUCGACGGCGCUAACCUUCGGCGCACACACCAAGCCGGCCCUCAGCGGAGCCCUGGCGCUCAGCCUGUGCGGGCUAGCGCUCGCAGGCCACGCGGCAGAGCUGUCCGCGCCGUACUACGCCGCGCUAGCUGCUUACGCCGCGCACGCUGGUACACAGAUAUACACACUGAACACAGAAAACCCUGACGACUGCGCAAAAAAGUUCAAAUCGAACUCUAUGGUAGGUCUUAUUAUAUUGUUGGGCAUACUAGGCGGCGGUUACCACCGAUACAUAGACAAUAGACAAAAGAAUACAGGCAAAGAGGAUUUAAGUGUUGCCAGAAGCUGCUUUUUUAGCUAAUAUUAAAUAAAUAAGCUUGUAAUUUAAUUACGCUGCGAACUUUGUUAAACGAAUAGUGUGACGUCACGCGUUUUUGUCAUGAAAUUGUUAUAGCUAAAAAAAGCCAAGGUUAAAGUUCUUUCACUUAAGUGAGUGUUGGAUAGAUUACCAUCUGUCAUAAAAUGAUUACCAAGUUUCAUGUAAUUGUGGAUUGAACCCCCAAUAACUCCGCAAUAAUAUAGCGUGCUGUUUAAUGCCAGUAGAAUUAAUAGAUCCGUGCGUCAUGAAUAUAUUCGAGCGUCAUGGAAAUAUUACCAAAUGUCAUGAAGGUGCUGGUUGAAUGAAACCUCAAUAUCUCCGCAAUACAGUGUUAUGGGUGUGGAUUUUCAUCAUAACGCCUAACAAGUUAGCCCGCUUCUAUUUUAGGUUGCAUCAUCAAUUACCGUCAGGUGAGAGCUAACUUGUAAAGAAUAAAAAAAAUACUAUAUCAUGCUCAUACCAACAGUGUGAGUAGAUCUGUCUGUCAUUAAAUCAUUAGAGAAUAUGUCAUGAAAUUAUUAGAGAAUCUGUCAUGAAAUUAUUACCAAAUGUCAUGAAGUUGUCACUGAGGGUAUAAACUUAAAUAGUUGACACAAUGUGUGUAUAUUUGGAGUAAAAAACCGCGUGACGUCAUAGUUUUCUUAAUCUACCACGAAUUACCGAUUUACUGCGAUCUCAUCUGCCAUUAAAUAAUCAAUAACUUAAAAUAUAUACAAUACAAACCAAGCAUCUGACGCUUAGAUCAAUUACCUAUUGAACCUGCCUCGCUAAAGGUUACCCCUCUAUCAAAACUAAAUGAUCAUGAUCUAACGUAUUCAUACAAACUGCGUCUAUAAAAUCGAUGUUUCACUGUGUUACAAUUACACGUACACGUGUGUGUAUUACGAUUUAAAAUGUAUAGUUGUGUGUUAGUGUAAAGAAAAUAUAUUUAUUAGUGUUGAAUAUUUUCGAUGUGUGAGUUUACCUCGUCCCCAUCAAAAAACGACAGACAAUUUUGUAGGUGAAUGGUAAUUGGUCUGAGAUAUGACGACAUUUGUCAAAUAUAAAUGUUUUGUCCUUAAAAAGUGCCAUCUAUGAAUGACAUUAAUGUUCCAAUAUUUUCCUAUAGAUGUCGCUAUACAAUAUGAUUGUAAUACUACUGGUAUUAUAAUAAAAACGCCUUAUUUUUUUAAUUGUGAAAUAAACAGUAUUUGAAAAGAAUACUUUAAAAUUUAUAAGAAUAUUUGAAAAGAAUAAUAUUAAUUAAUAUUAAUUUUUUUUUGCACUUUUAUUAGUUUAAUAUCGAAAAUUGUUUUCAUAUUUUUCUAUUUUGUAAAUCGUAAAAUAGUUUUUUUUUUAUUCUGUGCCUAGUACCAAAUUCCUAGUUUUUUUAAUAGAUAGUAGAAUGUUGAUAUUGGUUAAGUAAUUGUAUUAUAUUAUAAAUUAUUAUUUCAUUGUGUACAUAAUAUUGUAAAAAAAAAUUAUCUAAGAUAAUCAUUUUGGGUUCUGACCUUUUUGAUUGGGUAUAUCUUUAUUGUACAGUGUGGCAUGGUUUUAUUGGCACUUAGGUAAAAUCGGUACUAAAGUCAAAUUCUGUAAAUUUUUGACAGUUUAUGAGUUCUGCAAAAUUUUUAUCAGUUUAUGGGUCAUAUACAUAUAAAAAAUCAUCUAUAUCAGGGAAUCUCUCCUAGUAUCUUAUAAUAUGAAAUUAAACAUUUUGAAAAACCCCCAAAGGUCAUGAAAAAUUGGAUUUCAACCCCCACAACUUUUAAACGCACAUAAGUUACCUUUAACACAAAAAAACUAAAUUGAAAUUGCUUCAACCGUUCAUGGCAUGUUCAUGGGCUAUGGCGUCACAGACAGACACGUCAAACUUAUAACACCCCUCUUUUUUGCGUCGGGCGUUAUUAAAGAGCUGUAACUGCGACUAUUAAGUACCUACGAUUAAUUCAAUUAGUGUCAAAAAUCGAUUAAUAGUGUCAAAAGAUUCUUGUCGCACUGUAUCGUAGACAAAGAAAGAAAUAGAAGACUGAUUGACGUGAGUGAAAAGAUAUUCGAUUCUGACGUCAUUUUCGUAUGUUAUAAGUAUAUAAUAGAAAUAAUUUAUUCGUUAGCACGACACAUAACUACAUAAUAACUUAAAAGUAUUAUAUUAUAGAGUCCACAGUUGUUCUAUUUAAAAAAAAACGUGAUGGACACCAUCUAUUCAUCUAUUACUUUCUCUGUCUACGCACAAAUCCAUAGAUUAUAUAUAUUUUUUAUUUGGGUGGGAAUUUUGUUGUGAGUUAGACUCCUGGGUAUUAGGUUUAAUAUUAAUAAUAAUUAGUUGAAUGGUUUUAUUAUUUAUAGGCUGUGAUUUGGUUAAUUAUUAAUUAAUGUUAGAAAAAAACUUUGGUUGGUUAUCGUUAGUGUGAGAUGUAAUAGUACAAAUCAGGUUCUUAAUUUUGCCAAAAAUUUUUUUUAAAUUUUAAAUAAUUUUAAAUAAGCAUUUAUUCAUUAUUCAUAUUCUUUUUUAUGAAACAGGCUCGCGCUUGACCACAAUCUCAUCAGUAGGUUAGCAUGUGACCAAACGACGUAUGAACGGAACUUAUGAAGGGAAAUAGACAAAUGUAACCCAAUAGCAGUGCAACCAAAAAUAUUGAUUUCGUUGCGUUGAGCCGCUAAAUAUAUGAAAAAUAUAUGAAACUCAAAGGUGACUGACAGACAGUGAUCUAUCAACACACAGCCCAAACCACUGGACGGAUCGGCCUGAAAUUUGGCAUGCAGGUAGAUGUUAUGACGUAGGCAGCCGCUAAGAAAGGAUUUUGAUCAAUUCUACCCCCAAGAGUAUAAAAUAGGAGAUAAAAGUUUUGUAUGAAACUGUCAAUUUUGCGGCAAUUUAGCUGAAAGGAGAUGGUCCAAAAUUGUACGGAGAUUGCGGGAUUUUUGAAAAACUGAAUUCCACGCGGACAAAGUCGCGGGCGCCCGCUAGUUGGUUGAUAUUUUGUCUAUUUCUCGCCACAAGAUAAGGCAUUGGUCGCAUGCUAGGCAUACAGUAGGCCUAAGAUGCGCUCCACAACAUUGAAAAUUGCAAAGAGAUAAAACGAAAUCUAAAAUAUACCUCUGUUUCGUCCCAUCGCAACGAAAGAGAUAUUUUUUUUUUAAUUAUUUUUUUUUAAUUAUUGCUCUACUUAUGGUAGACAUAUUUUGUUUAUGUCGGUCUCCGUGUUGCAAUAGAUUUACAAGAGGUCCUGGGUUCGAUCCCGAUUUCGAUUUCUUCUUAAUUGGUCUAGUUACCACCCCACUGGCAAAGACGUAAUGCCAAACGAAUAAGCGUUCCGGUACGAUGUCGUGUAGAAAAGAAAUUUUCAUCCUCCUCCUAACAAGUUAGCCCGCUUCCAUCUUAGAUUGCAUCAUCACUUACCAUCAGGUGAGAUAGUAGUCAAGGGCUAACUUGUAGUGGAGCAGCAAAAAUUCGGCUCACUUUUUGCGGUGAUUUUGUAGGGACUUAACAUGUCUAUAGCAUAAAAUGUCUUUGUAUGUAGGUAUAUCAAACCUAAUUCCGAACUUCAAUAAAGUAA
This is a messenger RNA of Bicyclus anynana (squinting bush brown), 5199 nucleotides long. RefSeq names its product 4-hydroxybenzoate polyprenyltransferase, mitochondrial (gene Coq2). Gene Ontology annotation, molecular function: prenyltransferase activity. The transcript has 7 exons. Lineage: Eukaryota; Metazoa; Arthropoda; Insecta; Lepidoptera; Nymphalidae. The record is from RefSeq and is a predicted model, not a curated record. Gene Ontology annotation, biological process: ubiquinone biosynthetic process. Gene Ontology annotation, cellular component: mitochondrial inner membrane. The coding region runs from base 389 to 1642 and encodes 417 amino acids.